Messenger RNA from Choloepus didactylus (southern two-toed sloth), 2311 nucleotides. It is a transcript of the gene ZCCHC4, whose product is annotated as zinc finger CCHC-type containing 4. Gene Ontology annotation, cellular component: cytoplasm; nucleolus. NCBI's taxonomy places the organism in Eukaryota, Metazoa, Chordata, Mammalia, Pilosa, Megalonychidae. Gene Ontology annotation, biological process: rRNA methylation. Gene Ontology annotation, molecular function: nucleic acid binding; rRNA (adenine-N6-)-methyltransferase activity; zinc ion binding. The coding region runs from base 23 to 1564 and encodes 513 amino acids. The record is from RefSeq and is a predicted model, not a curated record. The transcript has 13 exons.
CUUUCGGGACGGCAGCGGGAAGAUGGCAGCCCCCAGGGACCAGCUUGAAGCUAUGGAGGCAGAGGGGAUCUCGGGGCGCCGGGGAGGAUCAGGAGUGGAGGUGGUUCUUUCUCCGUAUCCCGCCGCCCCCGCCCCACUGUGUCCUCACGGACCUACUCUUCUGUUUGUAAAGGUGAACCAAGGGAAAGAAGAAACACGGAGGUUUUAUGCCUGCUCAGCCUGUAGAGAUAGGAAAGACUGUAAUUUUUUUCAAUGGGAAGAUGAAAAGGUGUCAGGAGCUAGACUUGCUGCGCGAGAAGCUCAUAAUCGAAGAUGUCAGCCUCCCCUAUCUCGAAAACAGUGUGUGGAAAGGUACUUGAAGUUUAUUGAGUUGCCCUUAUCUCAAAGAAAGUUUUGUCAAAGAUGUCAGCAGUUGCUUUUACCAGACAAUUGGGGGAAGCAUCAGGAGCAUCCAGUGGUGGGUGAUGUUUCUAUCACGCAGUUAAAAAGGCCCAGUCAACUCCUCUAUCCUCUGGAAAAUAAGAAGACAAAUGCCCAGUAUUUGUUUGCUGAUAGGAGUUGUCAAUUCUUGGUAGACCUGCUUUCUACCCUGGGAUUCAGAAGAGUACUAUGUGUUGGAACUCCAAGGUUGCAUGAGCUGAUCAGAUUGAACGCAUCAGGUGACAAGAAGUCUAACUUUAAAAGCCUUUUAUUGGAUAUUGAUUUUCGGUAUUCACAGUUUUAUAUGGAAGAUAGCUUUUGCCAUUAUAACAUGUUUAACCAUCAUUUCUUUGAUGGAAAGGCUGCCCUUGAAGUAUGCAGAGCAUUUUUACAGGAAGAUAAAGGUGAAGGAGCUAUUAUGGUGACAGAUCCUCCUUUUGGUGGCUUGGUUGAACCUCUGGCUGUUACAUUCAAGAAGUUAAUUGCUAUAUGGAAAGAAGGUCAAAGCCAAGAUGACAAUCACAAAGAACUACCCAUUUUCUGGAUUUUCCCUUAUUUCUUUGAAUCCCGAAUUUGUCAUUUUUUUCCAAGCUUCUGCAUGCUGGAUUACCAGGUAGAUUAUGAUAAUCAUGCACUUUACAAACAUGGAAAGACAGGUCGAAAACAGUCUCCUGUGCGUAUUUUCACGAACAUUCCACCCAACAAAAUAAUCCUUCCUGCUGAAGAAGGGUACAGAUUUUGCCCACUGUGUCAACGAUAUGUUUCUCUAGAGAAUCAACACUGUGAGCACUGUAAUUCUUGUACAUCAAAGGAUGGCAGGAAAUGGAACCAUUGCUUUCUCUGCAAAAAGUGUGUAAAACCUUCCUGGAUCCACUGUAGCAUUUGCAAUCACUGUGCUGUUCCAGAUCAUUCUUGCAAGGGCCCUAAAGAUGGCUGCUUUAUUUGUGGUGAAUUAGAUCACAAACGUACUACUUGUCCUAACAUCUCUACAUCUAAGAGAGCUAACAAGACUGUCAGCAAGCAGAAGCAAAGAAAAAGUAAUAAGAUGAAACUGGAGACCACUAAAGGAACAUUCAUGAAUCAUACAUCUGUUACAAGGCAAAAGAAAAGGAGGGAAAGAGCCCAUCAAUAUCUUUGCUCUUAAAUGUCCAGUGACUUGAAAAUAAGAAAGAUUUAUGGUCCAACCUUUGAUGCCAUUUUCUGAAAGUACCACAGUGGACUUAAAUUCAGUUGCUUUCGAAAUUAUGCAUCUUGCUAGGCUAGAUCGAGGCAGGCAGUAUUUUGCUGGUUUGUAGACUCCUCAUCUGCCUCUCUGGAGACCUGAGGAGUUGUCACUCAUCCUUAGCUGGUUUACUAGCACUCUCUGCAUGCCUUUUUUUCUUUUUAAAUCUUUUCCAAUCAUAUUAUGUUAGGCUUCUUUAUCUGAAAUAUGGGCAUACAGCAUUCUUUUGCAACACUCUUUUACAACAUUCUUUUGCAGAAGAAAAUGCAAGUGAAAAUCUAUCAGGUUUUGUUUACACUGAACAUAAAAACUGUUAGCUUAGAUAUGGAAAUAUUUUAAGUUAAAUAUUAAAAUACUAUAUGAUGGUUUUCAACUCCUCUUGAAAAGUACAGUAUACAGUUAUUUUCAGACUGACUCAAGAUGAUGGAAAAAAUUUUGAAGAAUGUACUGUAAAGAAAUAAGGAUUAUGGUUGCAUUAUUAUUAAAUAUUAAUUUUUAACAUACUUUUUGCAGUUAUCUUUUUUUAGCAGUUAAAAUAACCCAAACAUCCAUCUCUUAAUUGUAUAGAAUCACUUAAAUGUGUGUGAAAUGAAUGAGACUGUUUCAGUUUGCUAAAGCUGUUGGAAUGUAAUAUACCAGAAAUGGGUUGGCUUUUUCAAUGGGGAUUUA